Molecule: messenger RNA, 840 nt
Organism: Corticium candelabrum
Lineage: Eukaryota; Metazoa; Porifera; Homoscleromorpha; Homosclerophorida; Plakinidae
Exons: 1
Coding region: 1-840 (279 amino acids)
Source: RefSeq, a predicted model, not a curated record
AUGAUGAAAACGUUACAAACUAGUGGAUCAACACCAAUAAAGAGAUAUAUUGAACUAGCUUCAGAAAAAGGAGCAUCGAGCUGGUUGACUGUGCAUCCCAUUGAAGAACACGGAUUUUAUUUAUCAAAGGAUGAUUUUCGAGAUGCAUUAUGCCUGAGAUACAGUUGGCCUUUAACUGAUAUGCGUUUGCGAUGUGAAUGUGGUCUUGAUGUCACCAUUGAUCAUGCCAUGAUUUGCAAGAAAGGAGGCUUUCCUAUACUCAGGCACAAUGAAAUCCGCAACAUAACUGCUGAUCUUCUGAAAGAAGUAUGUCAUGAUGUGGCAGUUGAACCACUACUUCGACCACUGGAUGGAGAACAUAUUGAUCAACACACCGCUAACACCAGUGACUAUGCUAGAGCAGACAUCCCUGCAAGAGGAGUGUGGAGGCGAGGAGAGAGAGCAUUUUUCGAUAUCCGGGUAUUUUAUCCGAAUGCCAAGUCCUAUCGCCACCACUCUUCUCUUACAUCAUGCUAUGGAAUACAUGAAAAUGAAAAAAAGCGGGAAUAUGGUCAAAGAGUACGAGAAGUUGAGCAUGGUUCCUUCACCCCACUCGUCUUCACAUCUACAGAUGGUACAGGUCCUGAAGCAACAACACUCUAUAAAAGAAUUGCCAGUCUACUAACAACAAAGAUGAAUGAACAUUAUAGUACAGUGAUGCAACUGAUCCGAUGUCGCAUUAGCUUUGCAUUGCUCCGAUCAGCAAUUAUAUGCAUUCGCGGCACAAGAUCUUGUACUUACCAUCCCAUUGACAUAGACACUGUCAGGCUGAUAACCAGUGAGACUCACCUCACUGAGUAG